AUGGUUACGGCAUCUACCGCUCCAAUGACGACAGAUUUUAGUGUUGCGCGAUUAAACGCUUGUGCCACGGAUACAACAACCUACGCGAGCAAUCGUAGCUCAGUGUGGCAUUGUAUAAAUCGGAGGACAGUUUGGCGUGCUCAUCACCCUUGGCUAAGCCGUUCAACAACUUUGAUCAAUUUUAUAGAUAUAGCUAGCUCUAGCCCAGAUUCGCACAGCAUGCCAGAUUCACACAUUCCGCUUUACUCACCAGAGUACUACGCAGCUUGCACACUCGGUGGUAUGAUAGCCUGUGGACCUACCCAUUCUGCCGUGACACCGCUUGACUUGGUCAAAUGCCGUCGCCAGGUCGAUCCUGCUCUGUAUACCUCGAAUCUCGAUGGUUGGCGGAAAAUCGUACGCGGGGAAGGCACAUCGAAGAUAUUUACAGGACUAGGCGCUACCUUCAUAGGAUACUCGUUCCAGGGUGCCUUGAAAUACGGCGGAUAUGAAUACUUCAAAGAUUUCUAUUCGGGGUUCCUUUCUCCGGAGACUGCGCAUAAGCAUCGGACCUGGUUGUACCUCGGUGCGUCUGCGUCUGCCGAAUUUGUAGCAGACAUCUUUCUAUGUCCAUGGGAAGCGAUCAAAGUGCGUCAGCAGACGACUAUUCCACCGUUUUGCAAGAACGUGUUUGACGGGUGGUCCAAGACCGUGAAAGCAGAGGGUAUCGCAGGGCUUUACAAAGGUUUGACUCCGCUGUGGUGUCGUCAGAUCCCUUACACCAUGUGUAAGUUCACAUCGUUUGAACGGAUCGUGGAGUCAAUUUACGCGCGUUUGCCUCGUCCCAAGAGCGAAAUGUCGCAGCUCCAGCAGAUUGGCGUAUCGUUUGUAGGUGGUUAUCUUGCAGGUAUUUUAUGUGCCGUGGUAUCUCACCCCGCAGACGUGAUGGUAUCCAAGGUGAACAACGAGCGCAAGGCCAACGAGUCCAUGGGAGACGCAACGGCACGCAUCUAUAAGAGAAUCGGGUUUGCUGGUCUUUGGAACGGUCUAGCGGUCCGUAUUGUCAUGAUUGGAACUUUGACGAGUUUCCAGUGGUUGAUUUACGAUUCUUUCAAAGCCUACGUUGGUUUGCCAACUACGGGACAUUGA
Messenger RNA from Lachancea mirantina, 1128 nucleotides. NCBI's taxonomy places the organism in Eukaryota, Fungi, Ascomycota, Saccharomycetes, Saccharomycetales, Saccharomycetaceae. The record is from the annotation of a GenBank genome assembly.